CCUUUACAAUCUUGGCACCUUUGUAUAUUAUCAUGCAAACAGCAGUGACCCGUGGUUGCCAGGGGCUGAAGCCCCUGAGCGCUAGGCGCUCUGCUGCCCGCAUGCCAGCUUUUGGCUCGGCCACUUCCAGGCGUUCUAGCGUCCAGGUGUUCGCCAAAAAGGGCAAGGGCAAGACUGCGUUUCGCCAAGGUUCCAUGCCUGGUCAAAUGGAGAUGAUUAAGCGGGAGCCUCCAGUUCCUGAGGUGGAUCCUGAGAACGCUGAAAUUGUCCUCUUCGUCCGCGUCCUUAAGUACAAGGACCCUACCCUGAACAUGGACGUCGGCCCCUCGCUGUGGAUGCCGGUCAACCUCAUUAAAGGCAACCAGGUCCUAAACUUUCUGGUAGAGGCACUCAAGACGGACUGGGGCAUGCGGCUGUACGGCCGUACGCUCAUCUGGCAGAUCGCGUCCGGUAUCUACCAGGACAAGGCCAAGGUGGAGAAAGAUCUGAAGAAGAACGUUCCGCAGUUUGCCAACGCUGCUUCCAAAGACUUUGAAUACGCGUUCAAGAUUCGGGACAAGUCGGUUCCCAAGGACUGGCUCAAGCCUGAGAACCUGACCAUCUGCCCGCCACCGGAGGAUCUGGCGGGGACGGGGGUGGCUCAGCUCAAGGCCUUUUUCUCCAUGGACAACCUCAUGAGCAUGUUCAAGGCGCCUGAGGCACCGUCCUCGUCCGCUCCUGCCCAGCAGCAGUAAUUCGACUCGUCAAUAGCGCACAGGCUCGGGCAGCGUUGAGGCCGUCGCUUGCAUUUUCCGUCCACAGCAGGCUCUGAAAGAUCGUGGCGGCGGUUCUGCAGCAUACAGAGCAGGACAGGCGGCAGCAACGUCCGCGCGCAGCUGCUGAGAGAUGAGAAGCAUCGAUGUACAACUCUGGGCGGAGGGAAAAGAGAGUAGGGUUGUGUGUGUAUGUGUAGCUGCUGGCUGGUGUGUGCGCUUUCAGAAACACCAAUCAGCAGCAGCAGGUCAGAGCUAGCUGCCGGGGUGUAGGGCCUCAAAACGGCGUCGUUAGGCGUGCGUGCUAUUGCGUCUUUGGCACGAGCUGCUGCCCGCCACUGGCCAUCACUGUGCGUUCAUUUGGGUGUGCAGCAGCAGUUGGGCGAAGCCGUUGCGUGGCACGCAUUCCCCGGACGGACGCGAAGGCUUACUCGGGCGGCAUGUGCUGUCCAUUCCUGUUGAGCAUUACAUGACAGCGCUAUUAGAUGACAGGUCAUCCUUAGGUUGUGGUGGCUUGUCUUCCAGGGCUAUCUCCCAGGGGUGUUCUCCCUGGAUAUGUAGUCGCUGCGAUUGGUCAUUACCCUCUGGAUGGACCAAGACUACAUCGGAAGAAAACGUUUCUACGCCCUCUAGUCCAUCUUGCACUCCUCGGCUCUUUGCGUGCUCAGUAUCAUACAAUAGCAGGUUCUCCAUCAAGCGCGUCGCUGCGGCAUGGCACAGCCGGAAUCGACUAGAACAAUCGGUCGCUUCCGUAACGGCACUGGAGGGUGUCUUCGCGGCUCUGUUUGCUGUCUAUCCCUUGUGUUUGCUUGCGGGACUAUGCUUCCUUUGAACACCGUCCUCUCUUUGGAGCGCAUAGAGGUUUUUUUCUAAUGAAAAACCUCCGCAUUCAUCCUUCGAGCUGUGUUCGGGCAUUUUGUGUUGCUGCUCGGCUGCUCGGACGAGGCUUGCGGCGGCGUUGCGCCGUCUGCGCACACAGACAUGGUACAGGAGGGCAAGAGUGGCGUCGCGAGUUUGUCUGCUGCGCUUUGUUUGCGUGAGCUGUGUUGUUGGAGGAUCAAGGAUUUUGUUGUCUCCAGGUGAGAGAUUUUUGUCGUGCGGAGAGGUUAGAGGUGGUAGAUAGGCAGAGGCGUUGGCGGCGUUUGCUGCUGGAGUUACGAGAGGGAAUGACUGGGAGCGUUGCAAUAUGUUCGGCACAACUGUUGGUAUGAAUGUGCAAAGGCGUUGUGUGCGAAGUAUUGGAGAAGAGCAGUACGCUAUGCACGCGGUGGAAGGCGUAUUGCUGAGGACGUUUUGUUGUUGAUUUGGCGAGAAGUGUGUAAAAAAUGUGUAUUGAGU
This is a messenger RNA of Volvox carteri f. nagariensis, 2090 nucleotides long. RefSeq lists its product as uncharacterized. Bases 33 to 734 code for a protein of 233 amino acids. The transcript has 7 exons. Lineage: Eukaryota; Viridiplantae; Chlorophyta; Chlorophyceae; Chlamydomonadales; Volvocaceae. The record is from RefSeq and is a predicted model, not a curated record.